Centruroides sculpturatus (bark scorpion) is the source of this 4938-nucleotide messenger RNA. Its product is annotated as RING finger protein 37-like. The transcript has 4 exons. Lineage: Eukaryota; Metazoa; Arthropoda; Arachnida; Scorpiones; Buthidae. Gene Ontology annotation, biological process: protein polyubiquitination. Gene Ontology annotation, molecular function: ubiquitin-ubiquitin ligase activity; ubiquitin protein ligase binding. Gene Ontology annotation, cellular component: nucleus. The coding region runs from base 489 to 1961 and encodes 490 amino acids. The record is from RefSeq and is a predicted model, not a curated record.
CGGCCAGUCCGAAGACUUCGGUCUGUUUCCAGGCCUCGAAUAUAUCUCGUAGGUUACGAUUCUAAUUUUAAACAUUGAGAUAUUGCCCACUUUUACGCCAAUUUGGCAUCAUUUAACAGAAGAGAUGACGUCAAAUCUACGUGGACUUUUAUAUCAUCUGGCAACACUUUAUAUCAUGUUAUUUAUUCCGUCGUAAUGGCGGCUACUACUCGCUUUAGUGGGGCAUAUUCGGCAAACAGGGCGCUUUUACCAAGUUAGUACGUAGUAAUUAGGGGUUAUAAGCGCCAUUACGAUAUUAUCCCAAGUAUACACAUCGAUCUGUACUAAUCGGCCAACUCGUAGUUAGAGAGUAGCCAUAAUCUCGACCACCGCUCGAGAACGACUUACGAGGAAUAACCGAGACGACGUAAGUCGAUAGUUACGUAAUUUAAAAGUCUUUUCAAACAUAAAUGCAGAGCUACAGCAGAAAGAUAUAAAACAUCUUGAAGAUGGCUGUUAAUUUUUGUCAAGAACAUCAUUCUCCAGCGAUAUCGAGCAGCCACGUAUGCCGCGACGGAUACGACGUCACUAAUUUAAUAGCCAUCAAUCAGGCCGUGAGAAAGAAUGGAUUUUGUGCCGAAUACUUUAUCAAACCUCCGGUUAAUAUUAUUAUUAAAUUUCCCAUACCUAUUGAAAUAAGUCACGUAUUACUUGGUGUAAAAUUAGGAGAAUAUCAGACAACCAGUUUGGAAAUUUGGUCUAAAUAUUGGCCGACAAAUUAUGACGAUAAAGAUGAGAAAUUCGAGCUAAUAGGAAAAAGUACAAAUAUCAUAGAAAGUAAUGUAUUGUUUGCAAAUAACAAGUAUGCGCCGAGGAAACUUUUUUCCAAGUUACCAAAGAAUAUGUUACCAGGUGAUGUGGCUUCUCGACGAUUUACCGCAAAGCAGUAUACUAAUUUGUCCAGCAUCGGUUCUUUACAAAUAAGUUUAAUCAAAGUUUCACAUAGCGGUUUUCCCCUUCUCUCUAAAUUAGAAGUCUGGGGACAACCUGCCAGAUCUUGUCUGGAAUCUGUAGUGAUGUCUGUUCUGAAAGCAGAACAGAACUCCCUCCCUUCGUCGUCAUCGUCGUCGCUGUUUAAAAGUGAUAAAGACCGUUUUGACAAAUUAAAGAAUUUGGAUUUGGAUAUAGGCAAGAAUGAUCAUCACUUGGAUGAAGACGAAUUAGACAUUCCUGCAGAAUUUAUUGAUCCCAUUACUUGUAGUAUUAUGACGUUACCCAUUGUUUUACCGUCCGGGCACACCAUUGACCAGUUGACUUUGGAGAAAUAUGUAAAAACAGAAGCGUCUUGGGGGAGAUUUCCAAAUGAUCCAUUUACGGGCGUACCUUUUAACAGUUAUCAGAAACCCGUUCCAAGUGCCAGUUUGAAAGUGCGUAUUGACCAAUUCUUGUUAAAAAAUAAUAAACUAUAUUCGGAAGUACCAAGAACCGUGGGAACCAAAGAACAAGAGAAUUCUAAGGGAAGAAUAUCGUCUCUUGUGAAUUCGGAUGGAAAAUUGGAAUCAACGCAAGGAACAAAGAGAUCGUCCCCAGAAUCAAAUAUGUGUGUAAAGAAACACAAACUCAACAUUAAUAAUGAUAGUUCUGGUGUAAUGAAUAUAUUUAAUUAUUAUAAUCCUAUUUCGGAACACCAGAAAUCAUCAUCCUCUCCUACGAACGAAGACGAUUUAAAGUUUUCUUCAAAUUUGGAUGAAGCGUUAAGAGCAACUCUGAGCAGUUGUAAAUCGUACACAAAACCACUUUCAGAAAAAGUGAAUGAUCUGUUAUGUUGCGUCUGUCAUUCAGAUGCCAUUCUUUACUCGUUAUCGUGUCUUCACUUACUAUGCAGGGAAUGCCUAGUACAAAAAUCAAAGAAAACUAGAGUUAUCUGUGAUAAAUGCCAUGCACCUUCUACUGUUGGUAACAUUGUACGGGUACACGCAUAACAAACUUAAGAGGAUAUCCUUUUUUCUUACAGUUUGUACUGAGAGUACUUAAUUAUAUUUGAUAUAAUUGUUUAAUAUACCAGAUUUUCUUUCAUCCUUACAGUAUUUAUUAUGCGAACACUCCCAUAAAAUGCAGAGUGAUGUCUCAGCAAUUACAUUCUCUAUUUUUUAAAUGGUAAAUUAGUUAUUGAAACAAGAUAGAUUCUAAGGAAAAUAUUUUGUAAUUUUAUAUUACUGUGUUUUGUUUAUUUAAAAUAAAUUCUAUAGAAAUUAUACAAAAAAGUUUCGAUUGAUAUUUGCCAGUUUGCAUACAUGAGACGGGGGACACCUAUUGUAGUGAUUUUGGAGCACCUGUGAUGACCAAAUGUUAGACAUAAGCCUACUGUUGUAGUGGAUCUGAAUUUGAAUACAGUCUGGACUCCAAAAUGUAUUAUGGGUAGUUGAAUUGGGGUGUGCUUCCAUUCCUCAUCUACUCUAACCAAUUCCAUUCUAACUUGAUCCAUCAUCUGGAAUGAAAUUGUGGCAAUCUAUACUCUGCCACAUCCCGGUGUCAACAAAUUGCUAUACAAAUUAGAUUUUCCAAGAAACACUAACACAAUAAUGGGCCAGAUCUAUAAUAAAGUCAACUAGAAUUGGAGUAACACAAGUAAAAUCAUGAAUGCAGAUUAGAUUUUGAUCCAAAUCUCCUGUGUAGAUAGGUAAAUAUGAUGGUCAAAGGAUUAGGUGCAGAAAUAUUUCAUGUUUUGUCAGAAUUUAUGAAAAUUAUUGCCUUUUUCUUGAACUGGUACGUAAUACAAAGAGAAAUCUUGAAAAUAUUCUCUUUAUUAAUUACUUCUCUCUGCUUUUUAAUAUAAAAUACAUUAAUCAGAAUAUUGCAAAAACUUCUAAUAUACAAUCCUCAGAAUAUGAGUUAAUUCAAUUACCAAGAACUAGUGCUUCAAUCUACCAUUAGAAAUUUUAAUUUCAUUACAGUAAUAGAGACCAAGUUCUUCUGAUUCACAUCUCCAGUAAUUUUAAUAAUUGAUUGUUUACUUCCAUCUCUAUAAUUAUCAAUGUGUUAACUUUUUCUUCAAUUGGUUCUAGUUAAUUCACUAACUAAUCCAUGCAAGGCAAAUUGGCAAAAUGUAUUAUUUUAUUCUUAUUUUCAUGAAUUAUGUUCGUAACUCUUCUUGGACACUUGUUCAAUUCUUGAAAGUUUUCAGUUGUGUCAAUCUGGUUAAUUCCAACAAAAACAAAUAUUAGCAGACUGUCCAUGUGUGCCCUUGACACAACUGGAGGAACCAUUUCCCUGACGAGGUUGGAAGUGGUUCUCAAAAUACAGUUUGUCCCUGCUCUUUAUACAGAUUUCAUUGUUCUUCUUCCUAUCUAUUCCAAUACUGCACCGGACAGGUUUUCUGUUUGAGGUACAGUCCUGUACUUCAAUUUAAUACUAUCUUUGACUUGGUUAUCAGAUUCAGAGGUAGACAAUGGUGGUAUUAAAGUGAGAUUUGACUGUGUUUUGGGUCAGAUAUUUAUGUACAAACAUGCACCUAAUCUCAUGUAAUCUAUAUUAUUUCAAUAUUUAGCUCAUUGUUAUAUAUAUUAAAAAACAAAAAAAAACACCUUAGCUUUGCAUUUUGGAUGAGAUUGCAAUGCCCUUACAGAGGACAGUCAUAAUGGUUGUUUUAAGGCCAGAUGCUGCCAUCACCAGUCUUGUUUAUCUGGAUAUUCUGACCAGAGCCAUCUAGCUUCAGGUCAGAGUAAGAGACGGCAUCCUUUUCUAAUCGUAUGAAUAAAGCAUCUGGGCCUUAUCUGCUUAACUUCGGCGAUCUAACUACAACUGAAUGUUUGGCAAAGACUAGCAUUGCUCUUAUCCAUGUAUUCAACAGAAUAAGCCAAAUACUAAAAUAAUAAUUGCCAAAUCAAAUUAUUUUUUGUGAGGAUCAAAUAUAAAUGCAAUGUAUAAAAUAUAUAACCUCAAUAUAUUUUAUACAUUGCAAAAGUCACUCGAUCCUUUGUGACUUGUAAUGAUUGCUAUUUUGUCUUAUGACUUCAAGACACCAGAAGGAUCUCUUAUCUAGACAAUUUGCUGUAGAAUUUUUUGAUCUGCCAGAACAAAUGUUAAUGUAUGUUACUGGGUCUGCUAAUCUCUUAGACAGUUGAGAAAAACAACACUUCUAACAUCUGCCAACUUCGCAAAUUAAAAUUAUUAUACAUCUUGCUAAAAUUGCCAAAAGCAUCUUUGGAGAUGUACUUGUACAAGUUGUGCACGGAUUUCACUUUGGGUUCAGCAAUUUUUAAAAUCCAGAGUUAUGUUCUGCAAAUUAUCCAUGUGAAAACACAGAAAACGCUGGUAUUUUCUGGAUUGUGGACGACAAAGCCAAUGUGUAUCGAGUUCAAUUUUCGGUUUCUUCAAAAGAGAAUCUGGUCCAGAUGGAUCUUUUGGAGAUUAUACAGUAGACAGAUCGGCCUGUCGGUUCUUCAGAUUUGUCUCUAUGCUGCACGCUCUAUCGAUUGCCAACUAUAGCUGUCUUUCCAUCAAUGUUUCAUUAAAUUCUUCACAACUCCCUGCUUUUACAUCAUAUAAAAAGUGUGUUGCUCCCUAGUAUAAAUUUAUUAUUACAAUUGUAUGAGAUAUCCUGCGUAAGUACUAUAUUUUAUAUUUUUUGUUAUCCAUUUCGGUAUAGUGAUAUUAUGAAAUUAAAACUAUUUGUAGGAACACAAGAUCGAAUCUAUUGAAAAUUAGAAUUUGAUCCUUUGAUGUAAGUAAUUCUAAAAAAUUUAAUUUUUUAAGUUCAUAUUUCAAAUAAUUUUGAUAGAUCUAGAACACAGUAUAUUAGUCAUCCCUGCAAAUAAAAUUCUUAUACAGGGAUCACCUGUAUAAGAUCACCCAAUUGGAUAUGAUCUAUUGAAUGGUGAUAUUUUUGACUUCCAGAGCUGGCCAAAAGUUAGCUAUCUGGGCCGGAAAUUGAAAAUAUCGCCAUUCAAUAGAGUGUAC